Messenger RNA from Carlito syrichta (Philippine tarsier), 658 nucleotides. RefSeq names its product peptidylprolyl cis/trans isomerase, NIMA-interacting 4 (gene PIN4). Gene Ontology annotation, molecular function: DNA binding; peptidyl-prolyl cis-trans isomerase activity. NCBI's taxonomy places the organism in Eukaryota, Metazoa, Chordata, Mammalia, Primates, Tarsiidae. The transcript is spliced from 4 exons. Bases 106 to 432 code for a protein of 108 amino acids. The record is from RefSeq and is a predicted model, not a curated record. Gene Ontology annotation, biological process: rRNA processing.
AACUGCUAUGCCGCUUUCAGGCAUUGUUUGGGACAUGCCCGUGGGGCCUAAAGGGGCUUUGUUCGGAAACCUGCGCAGUUGAGUGUUCCACUGCAAGUUUCGAAGAUGCCGCCCAAAGGAAAAAGUGGCUCUGGAAAAGGGGGGAAAGGGGGAGCAGCCGCUAGGAACGACAGUGCUGACAAGAAGACUCAGGGUCCUAAAGGUGGUGGCAAUGCAGUAAAGGUCAGACACAUUCUUUGUGAAAAACACAGCAAAAUCAUGGAAGCCAUGGAAAAGUUAAAGUCUGGAAUGAGAUUCAAUGAAGUGGCUGCACAAUAUAGUGAAGAUAAAGCCAGGCAAGGGAUUCCCAGCCUGCAGCAACAUGCUGGUCACCAUAGAGACCUGAGAAGCACCCUCAGCUCAUUGGUAUCAUAUUUACAAACCAACCCUUAAAGUGGAUUAUUUUGCAGAUGGCUGAUCUCAUCUAUUCAGUGUUGAUUCUAUUAGUUCCAAUUUCAGAAGGUGACAUUUUCUGACUUUGUCCCCUUAAGCACAAGCGAAAACUAUGGAUUUUUGUUUUUGUUUUCAGAAGAGAAAAAGUACAAGGUGUGCUUGGGAAACAGUGGGAAAACAGACAAAUGGAGGGGAUGGUUUGUAGGGGAAUGGCAGGAUGAACCUC